ACCUUUUUUUUUGGGCGAAACUAUGUGAGAAGCGUUUCUAUGCCGAUUCCAUACGAUCUACGUGAACAUGAAUCGGUAUAUAACAUUGACCCAACUGGGUGAUGGAACCUAUGGCACAGUGGUUCUAGGUCAGCGAAAAGACACUGGCGAAAAGGUGGCCAUCAAGCGAAUGAAACGAAAAUACUAUUCUUGGGAAGAGGCCAUGAAUUUGCGGGAAGUUAAGUCUUUGAAGAAAUUAUCACACCCUAACAUAGUUAAACUGAAGGAGGUCAUCAGAGAGAAUGAUACUUUAUACUUUGUGUUCGAGUAUAUGAAAGAGAAUCUAUAUCAAAUGAUAAAAGAUCGGGACACACAUUUACCGGAGCCGGAACUAAAGAGCAUACUAUUCCAGGUCCUAACUGGCUUGGCCUUUAUGCAUCGUCAUGGUUUCUUUCAUCGGGAUUUGAAACCAGAAAAUUUGUUGUGUUCCGGUCCGGAAUUGAUUAAAAUUGCUGACUUUGGCUUGGCUCGCGAAAUACGUUCGAGACCACCGUUUACGGACUAUGUGUCGACGCGAUGGUAUCGAGCUCCGGAAGUAUUGCUGCACUCCACUAAUUAUGGCAGCACCAUUGAUCUCUGGGCCAUGGGUUGCAUCAUGGCGGAAUUGUAUACAUUUCGUCCUCUCUUUCCGGGUAGCAGCGAGGUGGAUCAACUAUUCAAAAUAUGUUCAGUGCUGGGCACUCCCCAAAAGAGCGACUGGCCGGAUGGUUAUCGUUUAGCCGCAAUGAUCCAUUUUCGUUAUCCCGAUUGCAUUAAAGUGCCACUGAGCAGCGUUGUGACACGUUGCAGCCAAAAUGGUCUUGAUCUAAUGGAGGAUAUGUUGGCCUAUGAUCCCGAUAAGAGACCAACGGCCCAACAGAGUCUUAAAUAUCCAUAUUUCCAUGCAUUAAAGAGGAUCUCACCGAAUGCGGCAACAAAAGCGAAUGUAAAACUCAGUUCUAAGUAUGCUCCUCCUCCCACUCAGAUUGUGUCAAAUAAUGUGCUUCCUGUGCAGGAGAAACUGCAAGCCGUCACGGAGCUCAUCCAUCAAAGCAACAAUAUUAACAAUAAUAAUAACAACAAUAACAGCCACAACAACAACAACAAUUUAAUCAAUGGCAAGUCUCAGUUAAUGGCCAAAAAUGUGAGCAUGCCCAGAAAAUAUCAGCCAAAGUUGAGUUUUCUCAACCAAAAUGAAAUGGGUUUGGGUAUGCGACCAGCAGCAGUGGGAGGAGUAUCUGGAGGAGCUGCUGUUAGUGUUACCGACUCUAAUAGUGUGAACGGAGCAACGACAACCGAACCGCCACCUGGAAGCGAAUCCAUCAAUGAUAUAUAUCUAAAUCGCAACAUUUCCCAGCUCUUUGGUUUGCCGGCCCAAGCACCGCAUCCGAAUGUGUCUUUUAGCAACACAUUAUUACGCAAUCCUGCUCCCAUCUAUGUGAAUGGCAGCCAAUUAAGCUUGGACACCAUCAGCAAGAAUGCCAAGAACAGUUUUCCCUCCAAUGGCGGUGGUUAUUAUGUCCAGGCCCGUCCCUCCAUCGCACAACAGGAUGCCAAAGUCUAUAAUAUGUUCUCCAAAGUUAGUGCCCAACAAGCACCGCCCAAUUUACUGGUACGUCACCAUUACCAGCCACCACCGGGACAAGGAUCAUCUGUCCUGGGUGCAGGAAUGAUGAAUGGAGCUAGCAUAAGACUCUCGGGUAGAACCCAGCCGCAGCAAGCUCCGGUUCUUAUGCAGGCGCAGUCUCAGACUCAGGAGACAAAAUUGAGUGCUCUGAAAGCAGAUGAUCUCGAUAUGAUUUUGGGAUCAAAGCUGAAAACUUCCGCCAAGCGUCAACGAAAUGCCAAGGCCAAUAUUUUACUGGAAGACCUUUUUGGUCAUUUGUCCAUGGAUUCGGAUGGCAGUGAUGGCAAGUAUCCGCAUACAGUACCGCCCACACAACAGGCGAAACAAGGCCAAAAUACGACGGGGUCGGGACGUGAUUUCUUUAGCGAAGGCCUACUGAGACCAGCUCCCAAGAAAAAGACCACUCAAAGUAGCCUGGAGGUGAACAAUGGCAGUCGUACGGAUUCCCUAGCACAAAAUAAGCCACAAAAAGAGAAACCAGCUGCCACAUUUCCCUGGGAUGAGACAAACAAAACGGAAGAUGAAAAACUAACAGCUUGGAUGGUGGCCGAAAAUGGUAAUAACUUCAAUUUUGGUAAUCCACAAGCGUAGAAAUCGGAACAGCACCCAAUCAAGUAGUCAUCAGUAGUAGAGGUAGCCUAAAUAGUAGAAUUACAAAAUUAAAAAGCACCAAGCAAAAAAUAUAAAGAAAUUGGAAUUUGGCACGAGAAACCAAGGAAUUCGGAUUAAUAAAAAUGAAAAUAUUCAACAGGAUCAUUGCUGGAGAACAAAUUUUGAAAGCAUAACAAACAAAAAAAAAAAACAAAGAAGAAAAUUGAAGGAAUUGCCCGUCGUACCUGAAAUAAUACUAAAUGGAAAGAGAUUAAAAGAAAAUCGAUUACAAAAGUGCCUAUGAUAUUCUUUCGAAAUUUAGUUAUUUUCUUUUGCUUCAAAACUGAAUGUAUCCGUCCUUGUAAUGCCUAUCCGUUAAUUGUAACGCUGUGAUAAAUAACUAAACUAAUUUUAAGUAAUAUUGUUUAUGUGAAUGUUAAUGAUAAGCAUUAGUUUUGAUUAAGAACCCUUUAAAAUCUUUCAAAUGUAAAUAUAGAGAUAUCAACAAUCUUA
Messenger RNA from Drosophila willistoni, 2749 nucleotides. Its product is annotated as serine/threonine-protein kinase dyf-5. Gene Ontology annotation, biological process: protein phosphorylation; intracellular signal transduction; cilium assembly. Gene Ontology annotation, cellular component: cilium; cytoplasm; nucleus. Bases 68 to 2236 code for a protein of 722 amino acids. NCBI's taxonomy places the organism in Eukaryota, Metazoa, Arthropoda, Insecta, Diptera, Drosophilidae. The transcript has 6 exons. The record is from RefSeq and is a predicted model, not a curated record. Gene Ontology annotation, molecular function: ATP binding; protein serine/threonine kinase activity.